CAUUAUUGUGAAGUCUUAUUGUGUCGUUAAACAUCAAAGUGUCAACAGACUCGAAAAGUUUUUCAACAUAAUAAUUAUUUGGCGUCAUAAAAGUUUUCAACUGCCAGUGAGACUUAGACGGAAUGCGUUAUGGCAGCCGUAACUUUUAAAUCACCAUCACCAUUCCAUUCAGGCGACGUUUCAAGACGGUCAUUACUUGGCACCAAUUUAGAUAAAGUGCUUGAUAUCAACGAGCCUAUUCCAAUGGAAAAUGAACCAAUAAAUAGUUACAGAAGUGUUGAGUUAUCUGAUCUUAGACAAUCUUAUGAGAAUCAGAAAUCAAAAUUAAAACAAUUUGAUGAUAGCUUUAGAGAGACACAUACAAGAGCUUUGAACUUUCAAAUCACAGAACCACAUGGAUAUGCUGAACAGCCUAAGAUAGUGAACGUUAGUGGUUUGAAUGAGGCACUUAAACCUGAAAAACCAAAAUUUCGUCAAAGUCACUAUGGUUAUCCGUAUAAAAUAAUGGGAGAUGUAUUCUGUUCAGCAACUGAAUCUGGUCGAGGUUCAUCAAGAACUCCACAAGUCGACGUAACGCCACGGUUGGGCAGACGAUCUGAUGUGCGAAAUGAUGGAUUUAAUGCCGAGUUCUUGACCCACAAUACAUUUAAUUCUAAUAAUAACAGCAGCAAUAGCGAAGCAGAAAAAUCAGGACCAAGCAGCAUUUUAAAACUACCAGCUAAUAUAAGGCACACUUUUGGUAGUCGUAAUUGUGAUGAACUGUUAUCGGACACUGUCAAAGUACACGAUACCAUUGAAAAACAAAAUCAGUUAAGGCGUCCAAUAUCUAGAAACAUCACAAAUGUAGGCCAAUCCAGUAAAUCUAAAACGCCGUUAACUGAUUAUGAAGAUCUAGGACACAAUACGAGAGUAAAUCUGUUCCCAGGAUCCCAUGUGAAGAAUGAAAUCAGUGCCACUAAAAGUGAUUUUAAUGAAAGAGUAUUUCUGAAUAGAGAACCAGAGAGUGAUAAAUAUAAGAUGAAACGAGAUGAGCUAAGCACAUGGGCUGAACGAAAUGUUAUUAGAGAAAGGUUGAAGAAAGCAUGGGACGGUUGUUGGACAGAACAUAAUAUUCUUAGACAAAAAGAAUCCAUAAAGUGGCAGGAAUAUGUAGAAUCAAUACCAAAGCAAAUCGUAACAUGGGAUAGGUCAGCAACACGAACCAAACCACCACCUCAAAUUCAACCAGUCCAACAACCGAGGAAACGACAACAGAGGCCCAAACCAUCACCGAAAGUGGAAGAAAUUAUCCGAAGUCCUCUAGAGGAUGAAUAUGUUUUUAAAACUCCACCAUUAACACCUCCACCUGUCCUUCCAUCUCCCGAAAAACUCCCAGAAAACUUCCAAAAAGAUGAUGACUUUUGGGAGUUCUUUGAUCAACCAAUUCCAAAAUGA
Lottia gigantea (owl limpet) is the source of this 1434-nucleotide messenger RNA. RefSeq lists its product as hypothetical. The record is from RefSeq and is a predicted model, not a curated record. NCBI's taxonomy places the organism in Eukaryota, Metazoa, Mollusca, Gastropoda, Lottiidae. Bases 130 to 1434 code for a protein of 434 amino acids. The transcript is spliced from 5 exons.